CCUGACCUCUUCGCACACACGCCGCAAUCCUGCAGUUCAGAAGGCUGACACGAUACCUAAUCAGACUCAGGGGAAACCAGAGCUUUGAUCAUGGAUUCUAUGUCUGGCAGCACGGACUCGCCAGAGACUUUCCAGCUAAUAAAAGAGUGGAUAAUGGAGUGUAAUAACGACCACGAAAGUUGCAGAGCUGAGCGGCCGCAGCAUCUUGUAUUGCCGACUCGCCUUCUUUAUGUCAGAUCAGGCAAGCUCUGGUUGAAAGAUGGCAAGGAUGUUUUAAGUGGACAGCAAAUACCAGGCAUUGCCUGCAACGAUGAAACCGCCGAAUGUCAGCCUCCCCCUUAUCUGGCGGUAAGCUAUCGUUGGGGGACAGGUAGCCCACCACAGAGGAAUGCAGCUCAAGACACCAGACCAAUGCAAUUGACGACGGCUAGGGAACAGUCCUUGAGGGGAGGGGUUUCCAAGUCCUGUUUGCCACGCACCCUCCAAGAUGUCUGUACGAUCACAGAACGUCUUGGAUACCAAUAUCUCUGGAUUGACCGGCUCUGCAUCAAACAGGAGCCGGAAUACUGGGCACAUGAGGCUUCGCAGAUGGCGACGGUAUACAAGAAUGCAGCACUUGUGAUCUCGGCAAGUUGUGCCGCCGGAGAAGAUUCUGGGUGCUUCAGGACUCAAAGGGCAAGGGGCGGAGGGUUUCUGCCCUUGUUCCUGAAACCCUCGGCGCCCUUGACGUCUCGAUUCUUUAUAACGGACAGUUCGGACAGUGAGGUGCCUCGACGCUAUGAAUCAGACAGCUCCGACAUUGAAGAGUUGCCCUCGACCUUUGCCCUCGAAUGUGACCUGUACUCGGACCAGGACAGGGCCAACGGCAGACUGGGCCAUCUGAGGGACAGGGGUUGGGUGUUGCAAGAACGCAUCUUUGCACGACGCAUCGCAUACUUCGCCCGCGACCAAGUGUUCUGGGAGUGCAGCGGUGCUCAAGGGUGUGAGCAGAGUCCCUCGAUGAUGAGAUAUGUCGGUGAUGAUCGUGAGAGACUGGCUGGGCUUGUGGGGCUCGGGGAACACAAUGUCUGGCCUUGGCACAGGAUAGUGGAAGAAUACACGCCCCUCGCGCUUACCAACUCGCUCGACAGGCUGCCGGCUCUUUCCGCAUUAGCGAGGGAGUUUCGGGACGUACAAAGAGGCGACGUACCCGACGAGGCCUACUGGGCAGGCUUGUGGAAGUCUACAUUCAUCAUCGACCUUUGCUGGUCGUCGGCUGACUCUGGGCGGCCGGGACCAGAAAGCUACACGGCACCAUCAUGGUCUUGGGCAAGCCGCCUUGGUGAAGUUUCGUACCAGUUCACAUUCCGUAUCGAGCAGCAUGAGCAGCUCAUCCGAAAGUAUCUCGGGUGUCUCACGGACGUGAACUUGGAGUGCGACCCGAACGACAAAUUCGGACGCGUGAGCAACGGCUGGAUUCGCGUGCGUGGCUUCGUUAGGAAGAUCAACAUUUCUCUGAUCCGGGAGUCAUCGACCUCGGCGGAGUUUAGCGUCACCGAGGCAGAGGGCAGAUCUUUGGAUUCGCAUUUUGGUUUUGACCCGAGGUUCGACUUUGAAGUUGGCGACAAACUCCGAGUAAAUGGCUCACCGUCCAGUGUUGUGUGUCUCCCACUCUGUGAGAUUGGGGACAUUGAUAGAUCGACUCCGCCACUCAACAUAUAUUGCCUGGUGUUAUUGCCGAUCAAGGAAGCAGGCAGACUGGGAGCCCGUACUAGCGAGAAACCGCUCCACUGCCGCCACACAGAAGAGACGGGGAGCAUUGAAUACCAGAGAAUCGGCCUUUGCAUCCUGAAGCCUAGAGACUUCCAUGCAUUCCAGGCUUGGAUCGCCGAAUGCCCCGAGCGCCAUGUCGUUAUUAGGUAGUCUGUUACAAGGGAUGCAUAGCUUAGUCUUUUCUUAUUUGUGUCCAAUAGUCUGUUCGGUGUCGUCAGAGUCCUCGUUCAUAAACACGCAGUACUUGAGAGUCAAGAUAUCAUUCUCAUUGGUAAUGUCCGGGCGAAGGCAAACUGCAAAGGAAGGCCUCCCACAAUCGCAGACGUGAGAGAACAUUAGA
Molecule: messenger RNA, 2092 nt
Organism: Microdochium trichocladiopsis
Lineage: Eukaryota; Fungi; Ascomycota; Sordariomycetes; Xylariales; Microdochiaceae
Product: heterokaryon incompatibility protein-domain-containing protein
Exons: 1
Coding region: 91-1902 (603 amino acids)
Source: RefSeq, a predicted model, not a curated record